Messenger RNA from Motacilla alba alba, 1421 nucleotides. RefSeq names its product complement C1q binding protein (gene C1QBP). The transcript has 6 exons. The coding region runs from base 16 to 867 and encodes 283 amino acids. Gene Ontology annotation, cellular component: mitochondrial matrix. Gene Ontology annotation, biological process: cytosolic ribosome assembly. The record is from RefSeq and is a predicted model, not a curated record. Lineage: Eukaryota; Metazoa; Chordata; Aves; Passeriformes; Motacillidae.
GCCGUGUCCCGCACCAUGCUGCUCGCCCGCUCCCUGCGCGCCGCCGCCGCCGCCGCGCUGCGCCCGCCGCUCCCCGCGCCGCGCCGCCCGCUCAGCUCGGCGGCCCGGCGCGCCCUGCUGCCGCCGCCCGCCGCCGCGCCGGCCCUGGCGCGCUCGCUGUGGCAGCUGGGCGGCGGCGCGGGGCGGACGGCGCUGCUGCGGCCGCGGCGGGGCUCGGCCGGCCGCGUGUCCUGCGGCUGCGGCGGUCUGCACACCGAGGGAGACAAAGCCUUUGCGCAGUUCCUGACAGACGAGAUCAAGGAGGAGAAGAAGAUCCAGAAGCACAAGUCCUUGCCCAAGGUCUCCGGGGGUUGGGAGCUGGAGGUGCACGGCACGGAGGCCAAGCUGGUGCGGAAGAUCGCGGGGGAAAAGAUAACGGUUACAUUCAACAUCAAUAACAGCAUCCCACCCUCGGCUGAAGAAGACACACAGGAGCAGCAGAAACCUGAUGAGCAGGAGCCUGAACUUACAUCAACUCCAAACUUUGUUGUGGAAGUAAUAAAAGAUGAUACAAAACAGACCCUUGUGCUUGACUGCCAUUUCCCUGAAGAUGAGAUUGGACACGAAGGAGAGGAAGAAAGUGAUAUUUUCACAAUUCGGGAGGUCAGCUUCCAGCCCACUGGAGAAGCUGACUGGAAGGACACCAACUACACCCUCAACACGGAUUCCCUUGACUGGGCUCUCUACGAUCACCUGAUGGAUUUCCUGGCUGACAGAGGAGUGGACAACACCUUUGCUGAUGAGUUAAUAGAGCUCAGCACUGCCCUGGAGCACCAGGAGUACAUCAAAUUCCUUGAAGACCUUAAAAGCUUUGUCAAAUGUCAGUAGGUCAGGCUAGGGAACUUAGCCUCCAGUGUGGGUAUCCCACAGUGCUGCUUCAUCCAGCAACCCAAAUAUAUCUUCACAGUGGAAACAGAGAGUAAGUACCUUGGGAGGUGGAGAAGGAGGAUUCUCACUUGGCUUGGGGGAUUUGCAGUGAUGGUGCAGCCCCAAUCGAGUUCUCCAGUGCUACAGGCCAGAAUUGCCUCGCCCUGCAUGGGGCUUUUUGUACAAUUAAGAGUGAAUGUGAAGAAUAAAAACUGUUCAACAUAUCACUGAAAAGGGUGGUUUCUCUUCUUCCUGCUGUACCAGAGCUGCCAUGAAAGCAAUGGCAGAGUUUCUCUGGGCCACAGCUGCUCACAGUUGUGGCACUGAUGGUUGAACACUUCUACUUAAACCGUUGCCUCCAAUUGCUGUUUGAAGGUUUUAAGUUUAUUUAAGCUAGUUUAUUUAUUUAAGAUUCAUUUAAACUCAAAGCUGAAGUCCAACAUGAGCUGUGAGAUCACUGAUGUAGUAUUAAAGACAACACCAAGGCCAAAAUAAACUAAAUAUUUAUUUCAAAA